UAGAAAACAAAACCAGCGUGAGGUGAGACUGAGCACCAGUCAACAAGUUGAACACGCCCCUCCCGCUCCCUCCUGAAUAAUGAAUGUAUUAAAUUCUCUCUCUCUCUCGCUCUCUCGCGCCCGCCUACUUUUCAAGUGCUCUUUAGCUCUUCCAUUCCUACCCACUUCUACAAAAACCAUUGUCUUUCUCCGUUUCUCCCCUUUCAUACUUUCUUCCUUGCAGGCCUCGGCCUUCCGUUUUUGCGUCCACCAACUGCAAUGCCACAAGUCGAAACAUUGGUUUCUGCGUGUGCCGGCGGCGGGUCCGGUGAUCGCAAAAUUGCCUGCGAGACUCUUGCUGACGGUCACAGCCACCAGGUAGAGGAAGCGCAUCUGCCGAAGAACAACCCUGAUUCCCCGCCUGAAUCCUUCUGGCUCUCCAGGGACGAAGAAUUGGACUGGUGGGACCGUAAUGCUGUCUACGAGCGAAAAGAAUCCACCAAGGGUAACAGCUCCAAUUCCACCAAUUUGAACCCCAGUUUGAAAUCCAGGUCUCAGCGGGUUUCUUUGAAGUCCAAGGCCUCCAUUAUUGGCCUGCCAAAGCCUCAGAAACCUUCCUUUGGGGAUGCCAAGAAUCGUCGAAACCACAAGCCGGGGAACACCAGAUUGUUCCCCAAACGGAGUGCGUCAGUGGGAAAAUCGGAAUCCUCAGUGAUCGAACCAUCAUCGCCAAAGGUUUCAUGUAUGGGGAGAGUGAGAUCAAGGAGGGAUCGAAAUCGUAGGUUGAGAAUUCGCCAAAGGUCCUCUGAGUCGGGCACCGCUAAAGAAAAAUUGAUGCGAAGCAAAAGCAGAGGCCGGAAACCAGGGUUCUUUGAAAGCUUUAGAGCUAUUUUCCGCCCCCGCCGCCAAGAAAACAAGGUCCAGAAAGCCGAUCUUCCGCCAGAAGAUUCUCCUUCAAGCAAGAACCGGACCACGCUGCCGCGGAAUAGCACUGCUAGCGAUAUCGACGCAUCUUUCGCCGAGCCGACCCCGAGAAACAGCGUGACGGAGAGUGAACCUCCUGGUUUAGGUGGUAUGAAGCGGUUCGCAUCUGGGAGACGGUCCGGCGCGUGGGGGGUAGGUGAGCCUGAGAUCCACGUGCGGCAAUAGGCUUCAAGCGGUUCGGCGACGGCGUCGAGCUUGCGUGCUCGGAAUCGCCGAUGCUUGUGCCGGGCACAGAUGACGUGACACGUCGAAUAACGGUCUCGACUGUUCCCGAAUACUUCUGCUUUUACUGUGAUUUGGUUUUUAGCGUUUCCUUUUUCUCUCUAGUCUCUACUAACAAUUUGUAAAUAGAUUCGUGAAUCGUGAGUGCUUUUUUCCCUUCACCAAGAGUAGGAGUGAUGUUUUCUAAUAAAUGAGCAGUUGUAAAUUUUACUUU
This is a messenger RNA of Prosopis cineraria, 1399 nucleotides long. RefSeq lists its product as uncharacterized. The transcript has a single exon. NCBI's taxonomy places the organism in Eukaryota, Viridiplantae, Streptophyta, Magnoliopsida, Fabales, Fabaceae. The record is from RefSeq and is a predicted model, not a curated record. Bases 259 to 1128 code for a protein of 289 amino acids.